Hevea brasiliensis (rubber tree) is the source of this 941-nucleotide messenger RNA. Its product is annotated as probable glutathione S-transferase. Gene Ontology annotation, cellular component: cytoplasm. Gene Ontology annotation, biological process: glutathione metabolic process. Lineage: Eukaryota; Viridiplantae; Streptophyta; Magnoliopsida; Malpighiales; Euphorbiaceae. The transcript has 2 exons. The record is from RefSeq and is a predicted model, not a curated record. Gene Ontology annotation, molecular function: glutathione transferase activity. The coding region runs from base 40 to 702 and encodes 220 amino acids.
GAUGAUGGUGAUAAUCGCUGACCAUCUCAAUUCUCAAAGAUGGCUGAAAUUGAGCUCCAUGGAACAUGGCCAAGUCCCUAUAGUUACAGAGUGUUAUGGGCUCUAAAACUUAAGGGCAUUCCAUAUGAGUACGUAGAAGAAGAUCUCUUCAACAAGAGCCCUUUGCUUUUACAGUAUAACCCAGUUUACAAGAAGAUCCCUGUGCUCGUGCACGGUGGCAAGCCAAUUUGCGAGUCCGUGAUCAUCCUCCAGUACCUCGACGAGACAUGGCCGCAAAAUCCCCUACUGCCCAGUGACCCUUAUGAAAGAGCUGUAGCCAGGUUUUGGAUUAAAUUUAUUGAAGAUAAGGGUCCAUCGGUGUGGGUAGUACACCGAACCAGCGGGGAAGAACAAGAGAAGGCAGUGAAGGACACCUUGGAAAUGCUAAAAACUAUCGAAGAACAGGCACUUGGGGGGAAGAAAUAUUUUGGAGGAGACAAGAUUGGCAUGGUGGACAUAGCCUAUGGCGUUAUUGCUCACUGGCUGGAAGUUGUAGAGGAAGUGGUGGGCAUAAAAAUGCUUGAACCCUACAAGUUUCCUCGGUUGCAUGCAUGGACUAAAAAUUUCAAAGAGGCACCUAUUAUCGUAGAUAAUCUUCCGGAUCGCGACGAAAUGCUGGUUUACUUCAAACAGGCAAGGGAGAAGUUGCUAGCAUCUGCAUGACGUACAACUUAUUGAAAAAAUCUUAUACCUGUGAGAGGUGCUUUUGAUUCAAUGAGUUGUUCUGUUUAUCGAAUAAAUUCUUCUUAAAUAAAAUCACAAUGCCAAAAUCUUUUUAUCUAUUUUCGAACUUCUUUUGUAUUCAAAAGCUUCUUGGUGUUGGCAAUGGAAGAUUUAAUUUGUAUGGGAGCUUGUUACUUUCUAUAUUUUAUAAAAUUGUUUCCCAGAACGUCGGAAUUUUC